AUGGUGAGGAGCAGGGCGCUGUGGAGCUGCUGCCUGCAGCUCGCCGCGCUGCCUUCAGCGGCGGGCUGGUCAGGUGGGAAGCCGCAGCCGUUCAACGGCUCCUGCUGGAGAGCUGCGGAGCCGCCGCGGAGGGGGUGGAGCGGCACCAUGGAGGAGGAGGAGGAGGACGAGACUCCUCAGGGGCAGCAGCAGCCCGGGAGUUCUCUUCAGAAGGAUAUGGAUAAGAAAAUGGAUGAAGAGCAGCCUUUGACUGUGUGUAACCAGUACCCUAAAGAAGUGGUGAGGAAACGUCAGAAUUCGGGUCGAGGUUCCAGGGGCAGCGAUUCUUCCAGGACCUCCAGGAAAAGCUUCAGGCUGGACUACAGAUUAGAAGAGGAUGUAACUAAAUCAAAGAGAGGCAAAGAUGGGAAAUUUGUCAACCCGUGGCCAACGUGGAAAUCACCAACCUUGCCAAAUAUUUUGAAAUGGUCCCUCAUGGAAAAAAAUAACAGCAAUGUGCCGUGCUCAAAGCAGGAACUCGAUAAAGAGCUUCCAGUGUUAAAACCUUACUUUGUUCAAAAGCCGGAACUUGCUGGGAAGACAGGAACUGGUAUGCGAGUCACGUGGUUGGGACAUGCCUCGGUUAUGGUGGAAAUGGAUGAACUUAUAUUUCUUACCGACCCAAUCUUCAGCCAGCGAGCUUCCCCUACUCAGCUGAUGGGUCCCAAGCGCUUCCGAGGACCUCCGUGCACAGUAGAGCAGCUCCCCAAAAUAGAUGCAGUCAUGAUCAGCCAUACCCAUUAUGAUCAUUUGGACUACAACACUGUAAUGAGUUUAAAUGAACGCUUUGGGAGUGAGCUGCGCUGGUUUGUGCCUCUGGGGCUCUUGGACUGGAUGCAGAGAUGCGGUUGUGAGAAUGUGAUUGAACUGGAUUGGUGGGAAGAGAACUGCGUCCCUGGUCGUGAUGCAGUAACUUUUGUCUUCACCCCUUCUCAACAUUGGUGCAAAAGGACUGCGACAGAUGACAACAAGGUUCUUUGGGGCAGCUGGUCUGUCUUGGGACCUUGGAAUAGGUUUUUCUUUUCAGGUGAUACUGGAUAUUGUGUUGCUUUUGAACAGAUAGGUAAAAGGUUUGGACCUUUUGAUCUUGCAGCCAUCCCCAUCGGAGCUUAUGAGCCAAGGUGGUUUAUGAAAUACCAGCACGUGGAUCCUGAAGAAGCAGUAAGAAUCCAUAUUGAUGUUCAAGCAAAGAAGUCUGUAGCAAUUCAUUGGGGGACCUUUGCUUUAGCAAAUGAGUAUUACUUGGAUCCUCCAGUUAAAUUGAAUGAAGCUCUUGAAAGAUACGGCUUGAAAAAAGACGACUUCUUUGUCUUAAACCAUGGAGAAUCCCGGGACUUGAGUACAAAUGAUGGGUUUGAAUAAUGAAACAGUAGCAGGUCCUUGUAAGCCUGUUUGAACUAGCAACUCAUGUUACAAAUAUUAAUACGAUGUACUUACAAAGUAGAUUUUUUUGGAGUGAAUUGGAUUUUUAGAUGCCAGGUUUGUCAGUUUCAGAACUAAAACUUGCUUACCAAUUUCAUGAUAAAUUUUACUAGUUAUAUUCUUUAUAAAUUUUGAGACGUGAUCUAAAAACUGGUUAAUAUAUGAUAUUGUCUGGGAAUAACUUGCGUUUUCAACUCUUAUGUACACCACUGAUAAAUUACUGUUGUUUUUAAAACUCUUCAUCUUACCUGCAGCAGCAAUAAUAACCUCAGUGCAGGACAUAUUCUUAGAAUUAAUGGCUGACUUGAAUUAGUCAUUGUUACAAUGUCAUCUCCCACUUGUUGGUCAUUAAUCUUCAGGUUAUGCCCUGUACCUUGAUAGCUUCAGUGUAUGUUUUGUGGGGUGGAGUCUUCCAAUACGGCUGUGUUGUUAAAGCACAAGCGCAGUAAAAUAAUUAUUUUACUGAGUGCUUCUACAUUUUCAUAUAUUGACAAACCACAAAAGCUGAAUUCUACAAUGAUCUAAAGAAACGUGCCUUUUAAAGAGAGAGAGAAUUUAGUAUUGCAUCAUUGAUGUGUAAAACUUACUGCUGGCCAGAGUAUCUGCACACUUUCAUUGUUUUGUCAAUGUUUUUAAGUUAGGCCUGAAUGUGUCUAAAAUAACUUUCUUGUCAAAUGCAGUACAUGAAAUGGAAAAUCCCUUAAUGGCGCUUGCCUUUGCAUUGACGGCCUAUUACCAAGUACUUUUUUUUUUUUUUUAAGUGAAAAGUCUUAAGCAAGGGCUGUGGUAUUUUUUCUUAUAGCUUCUCUAUAAUUUUAAAGUUGAAUGAGAGAUUACAACAUUGUUCAGUAUUGUAAAACUUGGCUAAAUGUAUCUGUAUCAAAUUGCCGUGCUAAUUUACAGAAUUAAAGCCUAUUGUUGCCAAUAA
Molecule: messenger RNA, 2389 nt
Organism: Gymnogyps californianus (California condor)
Lineage: Eukaryota; Metazoa; Chordata; Aves; Accipitriformes; Cathartidae
Gene: NAPEPLD
Product: N-acyl phosphatidylethanolamine phospholipase D
Exons: 5
Coding region: 1-1401 (466 amino acids)
Biological process (GO): N-acylethanolamine metabolic process; N-acylphosphatidylethanolamine metabolic process
Cellular component (GO): cytoplasm; membrane-bounded organelle
Molecular function (GO): zinc ion binding; N-acylphosphatidylethanolamine-specific phospholipase D activity
Source: RefSeq, a predicted model, not a curated record